GGCCAUGGCGGAUGUCCCCGGGGCGCAGCGACCGGCUCCCGGCGCGAGCGGCGGCGGCCCGGAGCCCCGGGACCCCCUGGACUGCUGGGCCUGCGCUGUGCUGGUCACGGCCCAGAAUCUGCUGGUGGCUGCCUUCAACCUCCUCCUGCUGGCGCUGGUGCUGGGGACCAUCCUGCUACCCGCUGUCACCAUGCUAGGCUUCGGCUUCCUCUGCCACUCCCAGUUCCUGCGCUCCCAGGCCCCCCCUUGCACCGCGCACCUGCGGGACCCGGGCUUCACGGCCCUGCUGGUCACCGGAUUCCUGCUCCUCGUGCCGCUGCUCGUGCUGGCCCUGGCCAGCUACCGCCGCCUUUGCCUGCGCCUCCGCCUGGCCGACUGCCUCGUGCCCUACAGCCGAGCCCUCUACCGGCGCCGGCGCACCCCGCAGCCACGGCACACGCGAGCCUCACCGGGGUCCCAGGCCGCUCCCACGUCAGGAAAGGUCUGGGUCUGAGGACCCUCGAGUCAAAAACCACCCUGACGACUGCCCCCACUCCCAGUCGGCCCGAGGACUUGAAGCCCGGGGGUCUCCCGACCUACCCCGCCCCCGCCCCUGCCGAAGCCAGGGUCCAGCAUCCCCUCGGGGGAACCGGAGCAUCCGUGGACCAAAGCUGGCGGAAACCCACCACACCCCGGAAAACCCACUUUCCUCCUCCUACCUAGAUCUGAAUCCUGGACAUCUGGGCUGGACCCUGCACAC
Molecule: messenger RNA, 739 nt
Organism: Odobenus rosmarus divergens (Pacific walrus)
Lineage: Eukaryota; Metazoa; Chordata; Mammalia; Carnivora; Odobenidae
Gene: TMEM88
Product: transmembrane protein 88
Exons: 2
Coding region: 5-493 (162 amino acids)
Biological process (GO): negative regulation of canonical Wnt signaling pathway
Cellular component (GO): plasma membrane
Molecular function (GO): PDZ domain binding
Source: RefSeq, a predicted model, not a curated record